CAUCAGCAGCAUACGGCAAGUCUCCAAGGCAGCGCUGAAGGAAGAUGCCAAGAGCAGCAAGGACAGCGAAGACGCCUUCUACAACUCCCAAAAGUUUGAGGUCUUGUACUGUGGGAAGGUGACGGUGGCCCACAAGAAAGCGCCCUCCACGCUCAUCGACGACUGCAUCGAGAAGUUCAGCCUGCACGAGCGCCAGCGCCUCAAGCUCCUCAGCGAGCAGCGCAGUGCCGAGGCCAGCUUGGAUUUGCCCUUGGGAGAAGGAGAAGUGCCCGCUUCCCCGCCAGACAGUCCCUUCGAGGAGGCCAACGGCGCUCCCGGCGCCGCGCCGCAGCCCGGCAUGUUUACGGUGGGCAGCCAGAGCAACCUGGCCGGCCUGUGCAGCGCGCGCGGCUCCUUCCCGGAGCGGAUCCUGGAGGACUUCGGCUGGGACGAGCAGCAGGAGUUCCGGGCGCGCUGCAGCAGCGUCACGGCCGUCACGCAGAGAAGGGUCCACGAGGGCAGCCUGAAAGUGCAGGCGCGCCGCAGGCACGCCAGCGCGCCCAGUCACGUGCAGCCCUCGGAUUCGGAGAAGAACAGGACCAUGCUGUUCCAGGUUGGAAGGUUUGAAGUUAACCUCAUCAGUCCUGACACCAAGUCCGUUGUGCUUGAAAAGAAUUUCAAAGAUAUCUCCUCGUGUUCUCAGGGCAUAAAGCACGUCGAUCACUUUGGCUUCAUUUGUCGGGAGUCUGUGGAGCCCGGGCUGAGCCAGUACGUCUGCUACGUGUUCCAGUGCGCGAGCGAAUCGCUGGUGGACGAGGUGAUGCUGACGCUGAAGCAGGCGUUCAGCACGGCCGCGGCGCUGCAGAGCGCCAAGACACACGUGAAGCUCUGCGAGGCCUGCCCCAUGCACGCGCUGCACAAGCUCUGCGAGAGGAUCGAAGGACUCUAUCCACCAAGAGCCAAACUCGUAAUCCAGAGACACUUGUCGUCACUAUCUGAUAAUGAGCAAGCAGACAUUUUUGAAAGCGUUCAGAAAAUGAAGCCUGAAAACGACCAGGAGGAGAACGAGCUUGUGAUCUUGCAUCUCCGGCAGCUGUGUGAGGCCAAGCAGAAGACGCACGUUCACAUCGACGAGGCCCCCUCGGCCGCCCCCAACAGCGCCAUCCCGGAGAGCACGGCCGCCGGCGGCAGGUUCAAACUGGACAUUCUCAAAAACAAGGCCAAGAAAUCCUUGACCAGCUCGCUGGAAAAUAUCUUCUCAAGGGGAGCCAACAGGAUGCGAGGCCGCCUGGGAAGCGUGGACAGCUUCGAGCGCUGCAACAGCCUGGCCUCGGACAGGGACGCCUCUCCGGGGGAUUCUCCGCCGGGCACGCCGCCGGCUUCGCCCGUGGGCCCGGCGUGGCCGCCCUUCGCCGAGGAGGAGGCGGGCUCGCCGCGGCUGCGGCGCCGCGCGCACACCUUCAGCCACCCGCCGUCCAGCGCCCGCCGCCGCAUCACCUUCCAGAACGGCCGCUCGCAGAGCGCCCGCGCCCCGCUGCUGCGCCACGGCUGCCCCGAGCCCGCCAGCCCUGUUCUGGGGGUCCGGCGUGCUCGCACCGGGGGCGAGUCGGCGCCACCCGGCCUCCCUUCCUCCCUCUCUGCCCCAUCUUUCCUGAAAAACUUUUACCCGGGCUCGGGAAGGCUGCCGCAGCACCCGGAGAAUGAGAGUGAUGGGGAGGGCAAGAAGAGGACGGCGCCGGCGUGCGGCAGCGAGGCCCUGAACGCGGCCGGGGCCGCGCUUGCGCCGCGCCGCGUCUCCUGGCGCCAGAGGAUAUUCCUGCGCGUCGCUUCGCCCGUGAACAAGUCGCCCGCCAGGAUGCAGCACCCAGGUCGGAUGUUUCCAUUUUGCUGUAGCACAGAGGUUUGUGAGGUGUCAAACAGCCUGUUUCCUGUAAGAGCUCUUUGGUUCUUUGCAGAUGGUCACGAGGGAAGGGAGCUGCUGCCGUUAUCGCCUCUCGCUCCGCCGCUGGAGGAGGACCCUCUCCUUCUGGUAAUGCAAAACGAGGAGGCCCCGGAUAAUGCUGCAGAGAGGAGGAACUCGGAGGAACUGCAGAGUCUCUGGAGAAAAGCCAUUCAUCAACAAAUCCUGUUGCUUCGCAUGGAGAAAGAGAACCAGAAGCUGGAAGCAAGCAGAGAUGAGCUCCAGUCAAGGAAAGUCAAGCUGGACUAUGACGAAGUUGGUACGUGCCAGAAGGACGUCAUCGGUGUUUGGGAUAAGAAGUUACUCAACUGCAGAGCCAAAAUCCGAUGCGACAUGGAAGAUAUUCAUGCCACGCUGAAAGAUGGUGUACCCAAAAGUCGUCGGGGAGAAAUCUGGCAGUUUCUGGCUGUGCAGCAUCGGGUGAGACACAGACUGCCCAACAAACAGCAGCCUCCUGACGUCUCCUACAAAGAACUGCUGAAGCAGCUGACAGCUCAACAGCACGCCAUCCUCGUGGACCUAGGACGGACCUUCCCUACCCAUCCUUACUUCUCUGCCCAGCUGGGAGCGGGACAGCUCUCGCUCUUCAACCUCCUGAAAGCCUAUUCUCUGCUGGACAAGGAAGUGGGCUAUUGCCAAGGCAUCAGCUUCGUGGCCGGAGUGCUGCUGCUGCACAUGAGCGAGGAGCAAGCCUUUGAGAUGCUCAAAUUCCUCAUGUAUGACCUGGGCUUCCGCAAGCAGUACAGGCCAGACAUGAUGUCGCUGCAGAUUCAGAUGUAUCAGCUGUCAAGGCUUCUUCAUGAUUAUCACAGAGACCUCUAUAAUCAUCUAGAAGAGAAUGAAAUCAGUCCCAGCCUCUAUGCUGCACCGUGGUUCCUUACGCUGUUUGCAUCUCAGUUUCCAUUAGGAUUUGUGGCCAGAGUGUUUGACAUUAUUUUUCUUCAAGGAACAGAAGUCAUAUUUAAAGUAGCACUGAGCCUACUUAGCAGCCAAGAAACAUCUAUAAUGGAGUGUGAGAGUUUUGAGAAUAUUGUUGAUUUUCUUAAAAGCACUAUUCCAGACAUGACCCAGCCUCAGAUGGAAAAAAUUAUUACGCAGGUAUUUGAGAUGGAUAUAUCAAAACAGCUCCAUGCCUAUGAAGUAGAGUACCACGUCCUGCAGGAUGAACUCCAGGAAAAUGUGAGUCCCUGUGAUGAAGGUGAAUCUCUGGAGAAGCUGGAGAGGGCCAACAGCCACCUGAAGAGACAAAACAUGGAUUUGCUGGAGAAGUUGCAGGUUGCUCAUGCUAAAAUUCAGAGCCUGGAAUCCAGCCUGGAGACUAUUUUGACUCGAGAGAACAAAAUGAAGACUGUGAUUCAGUCCCUGGAACAGGAGAAGAUAACGUAUCAAAAGACUCUUGAGCAGAUAAUGAAGCAUUUGCCAACAGAAGCAUUGUCUGACUGUGAACUGCUCCUGAAGGAAGUAAACUAUAAUCCAAAUAAUAAAACAAAAUAAGGAAAUAAGCCAUAAAUCAGGUUUUUCCAAGCAGCAUAGCUUCAAAUAUUAAGGGAAAGAAUAGAUGAGCAUGCUGCUUUCAGUGAACUUAGAAAGCAAUAGGCAACGAUAUUAUCUACAACUCGUGCUGGGACACUCAUAGCUACAGACAGGCCUUCAAAUCUCAGUAUGCAAAUUCAAGCUUUUUUUUUUCUUUUUUUUUUUUAAUGGUUGUGUAAAUAAAUCACAAAGGGAGAAGUAAAGAAUCCUCACAUGUAAUUAUGAUGAAUAGAUGUAUAUUUAGAGUUGACCUAAAGGGGAGGAAAAAAAUACAUACCGGUAGUCAAAGGUAAGAUAAUGGUGAACUGUGAUUUCACUUGGGGUGUGCUUGUCCUGUAGCAAAAGGAGGAUAAGACAUUUUAUAUAUACGCUGAAUACUUGAAAAAAAGAAGAAAAACAACCCAAGAAUGUAAUUUUCCUCCAAAGAGCAGCACGUUUCACAUCAUCUGUGGACAGCCUAGGUGGACUCGUGCGUGCCUGUCGUUGAGCUCUCCUGACGUUGUGUCCCUGCACCAGUCCUGCAAACCACAGAGUUCGGUAUCGCUCCUGGCUCGUGCUGGGGACUUCAGUGCCAUACGCUGCCCGGGAUGUCCCGCUCAGCAACCUAAUUCCUCAUACAUGUUGGAAGCGAAGAGCGAGCAUCGAGUCACAGCUCGGCCUAGCACUUAAUUUGGGCUUAAAUGCAUGUCUACACACGUAUGUGCAGAACUGCUAAAUGCAAGAGGGAGCUGUGGCUGUUGGUGCCUUCCUGGCCCCGCUGCCUCCACCUGCCCUGCUCUCUUUGUCAGGGGUGGUCGGUGGAGGGAAAGCAGGCUGUGGGGUGGUGUUUAUUCUGGUGUUGAUUUUCUCCAGGUGGCUUGCUGUGAUUAUAGAUAGGUUCUCAUUUAACCAAAGAAACCUUGCAAGAAGCCUUGUGAUGUGGUGGCAGGAGCCACAGGGCUGCCUUGGGAUUUCACCUGCAAAGGGCAUCGAGGCAGGUUGCAGGAAGGACUGCAGACGUGCACCGGCGAGGACCAAGCAAGUCUCGAGGGUCACGGACCUUUCGGCUUCCACCUUUCUCGUGGAUAUCCAUUUCAAGGAGGAUUCUGAAGCAGAGGAGCAGUUUCAUGCUUUUCAGCCUGUUUUAAUACUGCUUUGUGAUGGUCUUUUUAGAACCAAAUCAUGAAUUUUGUGUUCUGGGGAGAGGGCAAGGUAAGCUCUGGUCAUUUCAAGACAGCAAAUAUGUUUAUAGGAGCAGGAUAAGAUGCAUAUAGAUUUGGAAACGUUUUCAAGCAGAAAUUUCAAAGAAGUUAGGUGGUUGUGUGAUAGACCCGUAUUUUGGGAUGCAUGUCUGAACUGUUAAAUGGAGUGUCACAGUGGCUCAUGUUAUCUCUUACCGUUUAUACUGUAUUUCAGGAAACACUUAUUCUUUUCAGCAAGAAAAACAAUUAAGCAAAGUGCCAAAUCCAGCAGUGUCUUUAUGCCUAAGAUUGUCCCAUUAGGAAGCAUUUGCUUUCCAAGUGUUACAUUGACAUAAGGAAAACUGAGGAACAGCCAUGCUGAUUUGCUGCACACUGCUGUGAAGCGAAGGGGGUUUGGGGCUUCUUGAUUUCUGUUGUUGUUUUUUACUUCCAUGGAGUUUUUUUUUGAUUAAAAUAUUAAUUUACUUAACAGUCUUUCUUAUUACAGUUGGGGUGCAAGGUCUUAACACUGUGUAUAAACCCUAUGUGGACUCUGUCUAGAUAUUUCAAUAAUGUUAUAUUGUACCAGGUGGAAAAAUGCCAAGUGAAAAGGCAGUUCUCUUCAGUUUUGUUCAAAGUAAGUUUUAUCUGAUAUGUACAUACUAAACCAAUCCUGGGGAACUGCAGUAGAGUGUAUUACAAAGAAUUAAGGUUAUCCAGAUUUUUUUUUUU
Molecule: messenger RNA, 5364 nt
Organism: Nothoprocta perdicaria
Lineage: Eukaryota; Metazoa; Chordata; Aves; Tinamiformes; Tinamidae
Gene: TBC1D4
Product: TBC1 domain family member 4
Exons: 19
Coding region: 338-3433 (1031 amino acids)
Source: RefSeq, a predicted model, not a curated record